This is a messenger RNA of Menidia menidia (Atlantic silverside), 1719 nucleotides long. Lineage: Eukaryota; Metazoa; Chordata; Actinopteri; Atheriniformes; Atherinopsidae. The record is from the annotation of a GenBank genome assembly.
AUGUUGGCUAUGGACCAAGGAGUGGUGGAGGAAUGGCUGUCAGAAUUUAAGACUCUCCCUGACAGUGCCAUCUCCACCUAUGCUGCCUCACUAAAAGACAAAGGUGCCCUGGUUCCCGCCCUCUACAAAGUCAUUCGAGAGAACUACAGCGACCUGUUGGAGCCGGUGUGCCACCAGCUGUUUGAGUUCUACCGGAGCGGCGUGCCCCAGCUGCAGCGUUUCACGCUUCAGUUCCUGCCAGAGCUGCUGUGGAGCCUCCUGUCAGCCAGCGCGGCCAGAGACCCGCACACCUCCGGCUGCAUCGAGGCGCUGCUGCUGGGCAUCUACAACCUGGAAAUAGUUGAUAAAGAUGGACAAAGCAAAGUGUUAUCUUUCACAGUACCUUCCCUCUCCAAACCUUCAGUGUACCACGAGCCCUCGGCCAUUGGCUCCAUUGCUCUCACGGAAGGAGCUUUAGCCAAUCACGGCUUGAGCAGGGUAGUGUACAGCGGGCCACACCUCCAGAGGGAAACCUUCACAGCACAGAACAGGUUUGAGGUCCUGACCUUCCUGCUGCUGUGCUACAACGCUGCUCUGAGCUACAUGACAUCCACCUCCCUGCAGUCCCUCUGCCAGCUCAGCUCCAGGGUGUCCAUAUGCGGUUACCCACGGCAGCAGAUACGGCGCUACAAAGGCAUCAGCACCCGACUGACUGUCACGUCAGAGUUCCUGGUUCAGCUCAUCACAGGGAUCCACUACGCUCUGUGUAAUGGCGAAGUUGAACUAGGAUCCAAAGCGCUGGAUGACGUGGGUAACGCCAUAAAGUCCUCUCUGCACGGAGCCGCUCUGAAGAGCAACAACAAGGAAGGUGCGCGGAGCAUCCAGGUGGAGAUCACGCCCACCUCCUCCAGGAUCUCCCGCAACGCCGUCACCUCCCUCUCGAUAAGGGGCCACCGCUGGAAGAGACACGAGUCCCCGGAGGUGAGUGUAGACGGUGACGCUGCGCUGGGGGGCGUGGCCAUCCCCGAGAUCAGUGUGACCGGUGUGGGCGGCGAGCGAAUGGCCAACGGAGACUCCCUGCGGCCACGCCUCGAUGGCCGCACCCAACUUGACGGCGAUACUGUGGGUGCUUCCUGCGAGGUCAGCCUGGACCACAGAAGUCAUGACUCCGGCUCUCGGAGUCAGGAGGUCAGGAGGCAGAAGUCUGUGAGGCGAAUGGUGGAGAAUGAGGACGCAGUGGAUCUGGGUUCCCCGGAUGAGCUGAUGGACAUCUCCGAGGUGGACGAAGGGGUGUGGCCCGGCGGGGCGGCGCCCGAGCUGACCCCGCCCACCAUCACCAUCAGCAACAGCAUCACCACGCUGAACCUGGGCGCCAAGGCCAUGAAGAAGUGCCGGCUGGGCGGGCGCAGCAGCAAGGACAGGGACAAGGAGAUCCCCCUGCUGGCCGGCCGGGCCGCCAGCGAGAGCACGGAGCUGGCCAUCAAGCGGCUCACGCUGACCUCCAGCCAGUCGGUGCCCAAAGGGGGCGCGCUGACCAGCCUGACGCGCACCGCCAGCGCCGUCUUCUCCCGCUCCUUUGAGCAGGUGGCCGGCGGGAACGCCCCCCCGCCCACCAGCAACCACGAGGCCGGCCGCUACUCCUGCAGCCUGCAGGAGGAGGCCAUGGGCUACCUGACCCCCACGCCCAACCACGCCCAGCGCUCCCCCAGCAUCAGCGUGCACCUGGGCACCGACCUUUGA